Branchiostoma floridae (Florida lancelet) is the source of this 1662-nucleotide messenger RNA. RefSeq names its product putative neutral sphingomyelinase. NCBI's taxonomy places the organism in Eukaryota, Metazoa, Chordata, Leptocardii, Amphioxiformes, Branchiostomatidae. The transcript is spliced from 10 exons. Gene Ontology annotation, molecular function: sphingomyelin phosphodiesterase activity. The coding region runs from base 1 to 1194 and encodes 397 amino acids. The record is from RefSeq and is a predicted model, not a curated record. Gene Ontology annotation, cellular component: cytoplasm.
AUGGGGCAACAUGCCGGCCCACCUACGAGUGCUGACCUAAACUGCAGGGGGAUCACUUACAUUGCCUCCAAUGUGUCAGAGAGGAUCCACGCUAUCGGAGAGGAGCUCGCUACGGGGAAGUAUGACCUGGUCGCGCUACAAGAGGUGUGGGUUGAAGCCUUGUACGAGCAGCUGGUGUCCCAGGUGGAGGAUGUGCUUCCCUACCAUCACUACUUCUACAGUGGCUGGAAUGGCAGUGGUGUGUGUGUGUUCUCCAAACAUCCCAUAGUAGACGUGUACCAGUACCGGUUCACGCUGAACGGCCACGCACACAAGCUACUGCAUGCCGACUGGUACGGCGGGAAGCUCGUGGGGCUGUGUCGUAUACAGUACGCCGGGACAGAGAUCAACUUCUACGCCUCACAUACCCACGCCGAGUACAACCCUGACAAUGAUGAGUACAAGGCACACCGAGUGUCACAGGCCUUUGAACUCAGCCAGUUCAUACGGCACAUGAGUCAGUCCGCAGAUGUGAACAUUUUGGCGGGAGAUUUGAACAACCAGCCGUUUGAACUCGGGCUGAAAAUCAUCCAGUCCAACACUGGGAUGGAGGAUGCCUGGCCGUCAGCGGAACAUAAGAAUGCUGAUGACUCCGGCAUGACGUGCUGGUGUUCAGAGAACAACUAUAACUCCGGCUGUCCCGAAGCCCCCAUGAGGAUCGACUAUGUCUUCUACAAGGGGUCUGCCAGGUGCAGAGUGAAGUGUGUCCACUGUGAGACCACCAUGCACAAGGUUCCCGGAAAACCCUUCAACUACUCCGACCACGAAGGCGUAUUGGCACACUUGGAGCUGGAGAAAGUUUCAGAACCAAGUGAUGACAAUCCAGGAGACACUGAGCAUCUUCCCGACAUUCCGUUACGCGAUGACAACCUCCGAGAAGCCGUCACCAUCAUGGACGAGGCCAUCAUCUCUACAGCAUCCGUCCGCUGGUUCUACGCAGCGGUCCUGUUCCUCAGUGUCCUCCUCCUCCUCCUCCCCUCCUCCCUGUCCCUCCCCAUCCUCCUCACAUCUCUCACCAACCUGCUGGCGGCUUUCGGGAUGCUCUGGAGCUUCUGGAUGGGCGCGGUCGUCACGGAGACGGAGAGGAGGGGUCUCCUAGCAACCAGGAGCAGCAUGCAGGUUCUGCUGGCCGGCAGUGUGAAGAAAAGGAACUGAGGUCUUUAAGCUAACCCGAGUCCUGCUAUUCUCGACUAUUUUCAAUUUGCACAUACAUGAUACCUGUAUCCAGGUCCUGUAUUAUUUAAUAUGGGUUUGGGGUAUCUCUCACCUAAAUGCGGCACACCACAGCAAAGCACAUCGAAUGGGGAAGUAAAUCUGCCACAGCAGCAGCACAGAAUAUGUCAAGUUUUACUGAGCUGACUAGUAAAUCAGCUUCUCUUUCAUGGCAGGGUAUUGUCACUCUCUCUGAGGAGCCCCUCCCUUAAACUACUCCAGACUCUUUUGCAUCUUGCAGGCUGUGGCCAGGUGGGGCCUAGGUGCUUAGGGGGGUUAAAUUGGCCCAAAAAAUCCCAGCAGGACAAGGGUUAAGAAGUGUCUUUUAUGCUGCACCAAGUCACUCCUACAUGGUAAACACUAGAGCUAAAACUGAACAUGGGAGAAGUCAGUUUUGUUUGAUGAUUUACA